AAUUUCGUGCAAAACUUUUUUGCCGUGAGUGGCACUGUUAAGAUAUAAGCAUGAAUAGGCUAUGUAUUAGGAAAAGAUUUGGUUUAAAUAUCUUAAAUAGUGUUAAAUUAUGUAUGAGUACGAACUCAACCACAAUCAACGAGGAGGAAAUUUCAAAAUUCGAUGAACUAUCUAAGGAUUGGUGGAGUAGAGAUGGACCACUGAAAGCUUUGCAUUCCAUGAAUGCGUUGAGAAUACCAAUGAUAAGAGACAAGCUGAUUUCUAAUGGAGAAUACAAAACAACAUCGAAACCGCUCGAAUCAUUAAAAAUAAUGGAUAUCGGAUGCGGGGGUGGGAUUUUGACUGAACCCUUAAGUCGACUUGGAGCUACUGUAACUGGAAUUGACGCCUCGACAGGAAAUAUUGAAGUUGCGAAAAUUCAUCUAAAACUUAACCCUGCCCUUGAUAUAGAAUAUUUAGCGUGUCCCGUAGAAAGUCUAGUUGAAAAGAGAAAGGAAACUUAUGAUGCUUUAGUGGCUUCUGAAGUAGUUGAGCACGUAAACGACUUACCAAUAUUUAUUAAAGCAUGUUGUCAAUUAGUCAAGCCUGGAGGUCAAGCGUUUUUCACGACUAUAAAUCGAACUUUGUUGUCACACGCCCUCGCAAUUGUAGCUGGCGAAUAUAUAUUUCGAUUAGUUCCUCCUGGAACUCAUCAAUGGGACAUGUUCGUGCCACCAUCUGAUCUCAAGGACUUAUUGGAACAAAACGACAUGUCCGUGAAAAUGAUACAAGGUAUGACCCUGAACCCGCUCUCAAACACAUGGAGCUGGAUUGAUUGCGAUCAGCGAGUUAACCUUGGAUGGAACACUAUGUCUUUAAUUUCUCGUAUAAAACCCAUAGUAGGUCUUUUGUCAAAUGCUAAUAAAAGGAAGGCAUUAAAUUUAGUUGCAAAACGUCGGAUGGGUGAUUACGCAUGGAGGUACCGGACUGUAUAUGUGCCCCCAAGAUGGGCUGAACAUUUAGCCACAGGACUCGGUGUUGUGUUUUGGUAUUGGGUAAUGUUUCACCUUUAUUACGAUAGCGGUAAACUUUUAGGCCAUUAUUAUCCUCCUGACCCAUCCAAAUGGACAGAUGAAGAAUUAGGCAUACCUUCGGAUGAUGUCGAAUGA
Molecule: messenger RNA, 1148 nt
Organism: Dimorphilus gyrociliatus
Lineage: Eukaryota; Metazoa; Annelida; Polychaeta; Dinophilidae
Source: the annotation of a GenBank genome assembly